Coregonus sp. 'balchen' is the source of this 1610-nucleotide messenger RNA. Lineage: Eukaryota; Metazoa; Chordata; Actinopteri; Salmoniformes; Salmonidae. The record is from the annotation of a GenBank genome assembly.
AUGAUGCCUCUGGUCCUCACUGAAGCUGAGGGAAGGCCUGCAGUGAAUAGCAGCUUUUUUUCCUCCAUAAAUCCAGCUGAUGGCCAGUGCCUACUGGAGAAAUAUAGUGAUCAAUUUUCAGACUGUGACUUUGGACUGCUGGCCAACCUAUAUGCAUGUGAGGGAAAGCCUGGAAAGGUAAGAGAUGGAUGAUGUGGAUGGUAAGAGAAUGGUGCAUGUGAUGAAUACAGUGUAGAUGAUUUUGAUAUUUGGAAUUAUAACUAUUAUAAUUAUGAUGUUCAUAUCAAGUUAAAAACCAAGUGAGAUUUUAGGGCUCACUAUUUUACAUUUACAUUUUAGUCAAUUAGCAGACGCUCUUAUCCAGAGCAACUUACAGUUAGUGAGUGCAUAAUUUUUUUUUUUUCAUACUAUCAUUUAAAUUGUGCUUAAUCAUUGUGUAUUCAUCAUUAUUUGUGUUCCUGGUGAAUUAAACCCGCCUCUGGUUAUGCAUUGACAUAAACAAAGUGCCCUUUAGGUUCAUCAUUGAAAUCAUGUUUACAUGAACUAAGACCUCCCUGUCUGUGUUUGCUCCAAAUGAUUACUUUAGGUCAACAAAUAUUUAACAGGAGACUAAACUGGUUGCGUAAUCAGUGCUGAAAAUGUUAUUUUUAUUUUCUGUCACGGUCAGGUCAUAGAGGUGAGUGCCAAAAGGAGAACAGGUGAGGAGAGCCUUGUGGGUGCUCUUAGGAAGUCCAUGGAGGAGCACUAUCCUGAUAAAAGUCUGGCUCUGGAGGGCACCUUCAUCAUCCAGAAAGGGAAGGCCAAGAUCCACAUCAUGGUAAAAACACAAAACUUGCAGAUAUUUGUGUUGACAGGAUUCUGUGACAUGGUGUUGUGGUUUCAAGGCUCAAUGCAUGCUUAUUGCUUUCUCUAUUUCAUUGCCAUGACUUAAAAUGUUUGUUGCCAACCACAACAAUGGACACCAACAGUCAGAACGUAUGUAGCCCUUAUUACUGAGGCCUCAAAGGCUGCUUAGACAGGCAACCCAAUUCUGAUAUUUUUUUCCACUAAUUGGUCUUUUGACCUAUCACAUCAGAUCUUUUUACAUCAGCUCUUUUUUUAGAGCUGAUCUGAUUGGUCAAAACACCUAUUAGUGGAAAAAAAGACCAGAAUUGGGCUGCCUGUUUAAAUGCAGCCAAAGAGAGCGUUACCAAAUCCCAUUUAUUGUCUUUCUGGUGCCUCCCUGUGCAUAGCCAAAGGAGUUCUCAGCCUGCCCACUCAACUCCAAUGACAAUGUGAAUAAGUGGCUGAAACACUUUGAGGUCAGCGCACCUCUCAUCUGCCAAACCGUGAUGGUCUCCAGAGACCCUGUGAGUAUAGACUUAAUCUAUUGUCCCUAACUAGACUUUUCUUUGCUAUCUGCACUUUUUCCAACUUGCUUUUUUUUGUCUAUUCAGGGUUUGGACCUACGUGUGGAGCACACUCACUGCUUCAGCCACCAUGGAGAGAGUGGCCACUACUACAUAGACACCACUCCUGACACCGUGGAAUACCUGGGAUACUUCAUGCCUGCCGAGUUCGUCUACCGCAUCGACCGCCCCAAGGACACCCACGAUGUUGGGCGAGACUGA